AUGCAUCCCACACGCGCCGUCCCGCCAUGUGAAACCCCAGACGUGUCGGGCUUGACAGCAACAACCACGACGACAGCUGCUCCAUCAAAAGACAAUGGUGAACUCCGCGGCUUUUUUGGCGAAUCGUCGACGAUCGCAUUUGUCUCAAACAUGCUAGGCAGUCCCCAAUAUGGCCCUGGAGUUCACCUGCUUAAUAACGACCCCGAACAUGGAAACCCAGCCUUGCAGGUUCCAUCCACAUGCGAUAUUCAUGAUAAGGCCCGCUCAGACAGAGGGGCAUCUACUUUCCACCUCCCUGACCGUCAUAUCGCCGACGGUAUUGUAGACGCUUAUUUUGAACGUUUCCAUCCCAUUUACCCUUUCCUUCAUGAAGGCAUUUUCAGAGCUGAAUACGAAGAGAUGUGGAGUUCGUUACCAGAUAGCCCUUUGCGAUGCUCGUGGUACGCCCUGUUAAAUAUUGUGUUUGCCCAUGGCUGCGAAUUUUGCGAUCUCGCUCCCAAGCGCGGGCUCCCGCAUGUUCGCCCUUUUGUUGACCGGUCUCGGGAAACCAUGUUGUCACACAUUCAUCAACAAAGCAACUUGGAGUUUGUUCAAGUCCUGCUUUUGAUGUCUCAUUAUCUCCAGGGUACGUUGGAACUCAAUGAGUGCUGGAACCUGGUUGGCUUGAUGAUUCGGACUGCCGUUAGUAUUGGCCUUCAGUUAAAUCCUGAUAAUCUGCAUCUCACGGCAACGGAAAGAGAAAUUCGGAAAAGAGUCUGGUGGGGCUGCUUCAUCAUUGAUCAGACGCUUAGUAUGAAACUCGGCCGCCCUAGAGCACUUCAGCUGGCGGAUGCAGAAAAUGUUCCUUAUCCUUCGUUAAUCGAUGAUCAAUAUAUUCACGACCGAUCACCUGUCUCUCGACAGCCUGUGGGCCGUCCUUCCUCAAUUGCGUUCUUUCGGCACACUAUCGAGCUUUCAAAGAUCAUAGAGAAAGUUCUCUCGCAUUUGUAUGCGGCGAGGAGAGUGAGAGAGAGAUAUGUUGCGGAUCCUUACGAAUCAACAAUACCCGAACAGCACCUCAUCCUCGCCACUGUCGUUCGUCUUGACGGGGAACUCCAGGCUUGGUGGGCUGAUGUACCCGUGCACCUCUGUGGAGACACAGAUGCUAUGGAACAACGGAUAUUUCGACGCCAACAGGCUGUCAUGAAGAUUAGAUAUCUUCAAAUCCGACUUCUUAUUCACCGACCUCUGCUACUCAUGGUCACCCAGCAAGAUAUUGGGGAAGACUUCCUACGAGAAGCUGCGGUGGCGGGCUCGAAAACCUGUAUUAAUGCCGCCUGUCGAACUGUGGGCUUAAUAUGCGCUCAAUACGAUAAUCAGCUACUCCAUUCUCUCAGAUACAAUCUCCAUUAUAUAUUCACGUCAAUAGGGGUAUUAGCUCACGUACAGAAUGUGGACAGACUGGGAUGGGUACAAAUGAAAGGUGAUGCAGAUACCAACGAAAUUGAAUACAGCUUAGGACACGGCAUGGAGUUCCUCAGAUCAGCUGGUCGAACGAACAAUUUGGCAUCCAAGUAUGCGUCCAUCCUGGAACGCACACUAGCCGAGACAAGAGAGACAACGGAUCCAGAGGACGAUGGGCGACACAAUCGUACUAGCCGUCCUCUGUCGCCACCGUCUUUUAAUCAGUCCCAGAGGCAAGGGCGCAAUUUCAGUGAGCCGUCCCAAAUGCCGCUGCAAGUUCCAGAGACAUACGAUAUUCUGGGUUAUGAGGAUUCUGUUCUCGGUGAUUGGUUAUCGGGCGAUGGGCUACUUGAGGGUGCCUUCUCCUCGGAUCAGUUCUCGGGAGCAUUUAUAUUAUGA
Messenger RNA from Penicillium riverlandense, 1842 nucleotides. RefSeq names its product fungal specific transcription factor domain-containing protein. The transcript is spliced from 3 exons. Gene Ontology annotation, cellular component: nucleus. Gene Ontology annotation, molecular function: DNA-binding transcription factor activity, RNA polymerase II-specific; zinc ion binding; RNA polymerase II cis-regulatory region sequence-specific DNA binding. The record is from RefSeq and is a predicted model, not a curated record. NCBI's taxonomy places the organism in Eukaryota, Fungi, Ascomycota, Eurotiomycetes, Eurotiales, Aspergillaceae. The coding region runs from base 1 to 1842 and encodes 613 amino acids. Gene Ontology annotation, biological process: positive regulation of transcription from RNA polymerase II promoter by galactose; DNA-templated transcription.